Molecule: messenger RNA, 1098 nt
Organism: Hydatigera taeniaeformis
Lineage: Eukaryota; Metazoa; Platyhelminthes; Cestoda; Cyclophyllidea; Taeniidae
Source: the annotation of a GenBank genome assembly
AUGCCAUCCUCUUGUGAUAGUUUGUUGAGUCUCUCCAAAUGUGAUGACACUCUUGUACCACCCAAUCCUAGAGGCAGCAGCUUUUCAUGUCGAACUUCAGGAGGAACAGGCGACUUGGCACAAGCUCAAUGUCAUCUGGAAACUCGAGAGCUUUGGCAAAGGUUCAACGAACUUGGCACUGAAAUGAUUAUUACAAAAUCUGGAAGACGGAUGUUUCCUGUAAUGCGAGUGUCCUUCACAGGACUGAGACCAGGACAAAAGUACACUGUGUUGAUGGACAUUGUUCCAGUGGACAACAAACGCUAUCGAUACGCCUACCACCGAUCCAGUUGGUUGGUGGCAGGCAAAGCUGAUCCCGAAACCACCGAUCAACAACGACGACGUCGUCGGUGUUACCUGCAUCCUGAUGCACCUUUCACUGGCGAACAGUUGGUGCGACAGACAGUGUCUUUUGAAAAACUCAAAUUAACCAACAACCUUCUUGACAAGCAUGGCUAUAUUAUUCUCAAUUCAAUGCACAAAUACCAACCACGAAUCCACUUGGUGCGACGACCGAGAUGCGGUUUCUCAUCCGACACACUCACUUCUCUGCCGGCGGAGGAGAUAAAGACAUUUGAAUUCCCGGAGACUGUCUUUAUUGCAGUGACCGCCUAUCAAAAUCAACUUAUAACUAAACUUAAAAUCGACUGUAAUCCAUUUGCUAAGGGAUUCCGUGAUUCAUCGCGUCUAUCCGACUUUGAACGCGAAUCGAUGGAAAAUCUCCUGGCCUCUCAACAUUCCAGUGGGAUGAUCUCAGCUUUGACGACAGGACAUAUGAGAAGUGCUUCAACAUUGAGCACUGCCCACUCACAGUCGGAUCACAGUCCCUCCUUUUCCUCUACCUUUGCUACCAUCACUUCAGCUAACUCAUCCAACUCGUUGACAAGUUUCAUGCAACACAUGCUGACCUCAUCACUGAUCCAUCGUGAGUUCCCCCUAAAUCCUCCUCUUCCAUCCAACUCUGCGAUGGCAAUGCUGGCCUACCUCCAAUUGGUCCACUCCUUAAGUGGACACGACAGCAGCCAAUCAGAGUGGACCGACAGAGAUUCGGUCGCCUGA